UAUAUACCAUAUAAAUACAUAAAUAUUUAAAUUCUGAAAUUUACUUUUUAUUUUGUUUUUGAUAAAAGCUUUUAACAAACAUUGACAACUUAAUUUGUAAAAAAAAUAUAAAUUACUAAAACUGUUAAUCCCACAAUAAACUUUUUGUUAUUAGUAAUUUAAAAUUUUUGUUAUAAAAGAUACAAAUGAUCAAAAAACCAUUGAAUAUAAAAAAAUUAUUUAAUAAACAUUAAUAUUAAAAAUAUACUAUGCAUGUUAAUAUCAUUUAAAUUUAAUUAUAUAUCCUAUCAAAUAAAAAUAAUUAUUGUUUGGAUUAAUAAAAUUAAUUUAUAUGUUUGCACCAAUUUAAUUAUUUGUAAUAAUUACUGACUUUUAGUUAUUGAAUAUAUAUUUAUUAUUUUAUAAUAUGUAAAAAUAUAUAAUACAUAAAAUAAUUUUUAUAUAUAAUGUUAAUCUCGCGCAAGACGCAGAUCUUAAUCUAGUACACUAUGAUUCUAGUAUCUCUAUUAAACGCUGCAAUGAAGGUUCAUCUGAACUAUCAAAAUGCCACUUAAAAUCACUGACCAUUAAAUGCCACACUUCCGACAAGUUUUAAAUUGUUACUCAUUGUACCAAAAGAAAAUGAAAAGCAUUAAGUUAUUACUUAAUUCGUUUCAAUUUAAUUAUCAUUGUAAAUUAUGUUUUUCCUUCAAAAUAAGUAUCGUUCUAUAUUUUUGAUGCAAAUUUAUUAACUUAAUAUUUGAACUUAUUUUAAUAUUGGUUAAAAUAUGGUUAUAUAUAUAUAGGUAAUAAUGUUUCUAUUUAGAAAUAUAUAAAAUUAAAUAUAUAUAUAUAUAUAUUUUUAGUAUGUGUGUACAAGUCUAAAACGACAACUAAAAUAAAACAGAGGGAGUAGUUACUAGCUACAGUUAAACCACAAUGCUAUUUUUUCUUGUCUAUAAAAACUAAAUUUAUCACCAACAAAAAAUACUUAGACAUGAUCUUUCUUAGAAAUAGAAGACAAAUUGGAAACUAUAUAUUGUUUAAAAAUUUAUUUGAAAUACCAUAAGUUAGCUAUCGCUUUUUAAAAAUAUUCAAUCAAAAAAUAUAAUUUAGAUUUAGAGUUUAGUGAUUAUCGUUUAGGGUUUAAUAUUUAAAGGGUGGGGUUGGAUUAUAGACUUUUAUAAAUGAUUAUUAAAUAUUUAUAAAUGAUUUAAAAUGUUACUUGAAUUUGCUUUCAUCACAAAUUUAUUGUAUUUAUGAAAAUGAUUAUUUUAAAGGUAAAUCUGAAAAAAUGAUAUCAAAUUUGUGGUAUAAUUAGAAUUAUCCGAUAUUGUUUUAUAAAUUACUCACGUUGAUAAAUCAUAUGCCAUGAUCUUAACUAAAAAUAUUUUAGUCGUUCUAGCGAAAUAAAUAAAAUUUUAAAUUGGAAGUGAAACUAAUUAGAUUAGACAGAACUAUGAUGAGGUAAUAAUGAAGCUGGUAAGAUUAGGAGAAUCUGGUUGGGUUUGACGAACAUGUUCGAAAAAUAUCAACGUUUCAACAACCAAAGCAAUGAAGUGCGUCCACUCUAUGAAAGCUUUUGGACCAAAAAGAAGAAGAAGAUUCUUAACCAAAAAAAAAGAUUCUUAACUCGAUAUACCUAUAUAAAAGUGUAGUAUCAUGAGUAUAUAAUUCCUAUGAUUAUAGAUGACAAAAAGUCCUAUGAUUAUAAAUAUAAAUAUACGAUCACUGGUCGUGCGCUAUUUACAUAUAAUUUAACCUGUUGUUUUUUUGCAAAAAGAAAAAAUAAAUAUGACUCCUUAUUUGCAAUUGAAUUAAUUAUUUAUAGUAUACCUAUCUGUCAAGCCACCUCUGCACAUUAUAGAUGCUACAUCUUGUUAAUUAUUACUUUUGAUGAAAUAGUUAUGUUGAAAAACUUCCAUUACGGAUAUCUUAAGAAGUAAAAACAAUGGUUUAGAGUAUCUCGAAAUAUAUAUUUGGUUUGGGCCAGGUUGACGAACCAAACCGCGUCAACAAUUGAAAUGAUGAAAACUAACAUGUCAACUAUUUAAGAUGAUACGCCAACAUGAACAGGGGCGAAGCCAGAGCUACCACUAUGGUGGCACAUGCCCCCGUAAUUUUAUGAAUAUUAAGUUUUUUGUAUGUAAAAGUACAAAGAAAUCAGCUAGAUAAGAUGGUUUAGUUGUCUUGUGCACCCCUUAAUGUCUCAAGUUUGAACCUUCCUUACUGCGUUAUUAAAUUUUGCACCCACAAGGAAAUUAUUCUGGAUUCGCCCCUAUUGACCGAUCAUGCUGCUGUGACGGACUUCGAACCGUCUAGACAAUGUUGAUCGGUUAUCUUGAUUUGUUAAUGGUGAUCGAUCUGCUCCACAGCUCAUUUGUUCUGGCCAGGUUAAAUUCUUGAUCUUGGAUCACUAAUUGGUUCAGAUAACCGAUCAAUAUAUCUUAAUUAUCCUCCAUAUUUGAUGCUUCUUUGUUUUCUCAUUGGUUCAAUCAUCGUGCCAACUGCCAGAUAUCAAGUGCAUUCUCUUUCCAUGUAUGAUCUGAAACUCAAAGAUGAUAGGGACUGUAAAAGACGUCUACUACAACACAAUAAAGACUCAACAUGAAAAAGAACUACUAGGAAAACAAAACUAUUCAAACUACAAAACAUAUACUAUAUAAUAAGGUACUUGCAACGUGUACGAUUACAGAGAAGAUUAGCAAAGCCUCUGCUCAAAGAUGACACACACAAAUUGAGAAAUAGUUCAAUUUUUCUAAACCCUUUAACAAAAAGGUACUUGCAAGGAAAAAUCAAUAUAUAUGUUUUAGGUCAGAAAUUUUUAUUAUAUUUAAUACAGUAAUCCCGGAAGAGCUCUGCUUGGGGGACGAUGAAGGAGAAAACCAAGUUGCCCAUAUGGCCCUAUAUGUGUAUUAUAAUAUAAUGAUGCAUGUAUAAUAACAUCAUUAUUAUCAAAAAAUCUUGAAGAUCUCUUGUUUAACCAAGAUAAGUAACAAUAACAACAACAACAACAAUAAUAAAAAUAAUAACAACAAUAAUAAUAGUUUACCAAAAAAAAAAAAAUAAUAGUAAUAAGAGUUGAAAUAAAUAAUUACAAAAUAUGUAAACGGGACAACAGACCUGCUUGAACCCAGGUAACCUGCCUUUGCAACUAUAUAGGUAGUACGUUUCCAAAUAAAAAGAAAAACUAUAUAGGUAGUAUUUUAUCACAGUACUAUUAAUUAUUGCAUUAAUACUCAUUUCUACUUGUUUGCUUUUGCUUAAACAUGAAGACAUGCAUGCUUUGCUCAGCCAUGACGGCCUUCAGUAGCCAAUCAUGUUGAUGAUAUUACUAUAAUCUUUUUAUUUAAUAAAAAGAAAACCUUAAUUGAAAACUUAAAUAUAUUUUGGUUAAUCUGUAGUACAAUUCGUUUCAAUCUUGUCGGCCUAUAAGAUGUUAUCCUAGUAAAAAGGUAUCCUAUAGGAUGGAUCAACAUGUAAGUUGGAGUUUGUUUAGUUCUUCUCUUGAAAUUGCGAUUAUCGGCAGUAGCGGAGCCUGCUCAACUUUUUACAGGGGUUAAAUGCAUAAUAAACAUAUGUUAUACAGGUCAAUAAAUUAAUUUUUCAGUAACUGUUCUGUAAAAUACAAGAAAGUUAUUAUUUUGAUAUUCAUAUGGAUUAUAUGACAAUCCCCACCAAGCGGUAGCUCCGCCACUGAAUAUCGGUGCCGGAUUCACGAAAUUGAAGUCUAAGUAUUCUCUUCCAUUAUUCUCUGUGUUUUUAGGCUUUGUCCGUAAUGCGUUGUUUAGUGUUCAUUUGUUUUUUUUAUCUGUUUGGUUUUGGGAGAAAUAUGUUCUUUACCGGUUUAUGGAUUUGGAAGAAUUUCAAUCCUUGUCGGCUUUUGGUUCUGAAAAGACUAUUAUGAUCAUUGCUGGUUUAAGUUAAGUUAAGAUCAACCUAAAAUUACAGCGACCAGAGUUGUAAAAUUUAAUAAUAAAAUAAGAUUUAUAAUUAAACCGUGACCAAAACUCUCUUGUAUACCAUUUAUUUUAAUCUUAAAUUUCUAUGAUUACGGCCUGAAGAGUAACAAAUAUUCCAUGUGCGCUGCCAAGCAAUCAGAGAGUAUUAAAGCCAGAUAAAAAUAAAAAGAUGUGAAAAAGAAUAUAUACUAUAAAGCGAAUUAUUAAGGGAUCAAACAACUGGAGAUUAAGUAGUUAAUGUGACAGAUAAUUAAGAUCAAAGGACUACAGUUCGAAUCUGAUCAAAGGGAAAGCGAACAGGGAACAUGCCGCGUAGUCAUCAUGCAGGUAUGUGGGCUCCAACAAAGCAUGUACCACAAAUGUUUUUAAACUACAAAAUUAAAGAGACAUCUACGCAUAAAAAAUAUGAUUAUUAUUAUUAUUAUUAUUAUUAACAUAUAUCUAUAUUAUUAUGAUUUUGUUUUUGUUUACUUGUUCUUCAUAAUUUUUGGUUAUUUUACUUAUUUAUCAUGUUAUUUUACUUAUUUGUCAUGUUUAUUAUUUUUAGAAGUUUAUUUGUCAUAUAUUCCAUGAUGUUAGAUUGAGUCAUUAGUUUUAAUAAAUAAAACUUUGAAUUGUUAGUUUUUAUAUUCUCCAAAAUUUUAUGUUAUUUUUCUAUUUGCCAUGUUAUUUACAUAUUUUCAUAUUUUAUUAAUUCUUAGAAACUUAUUUGUCACAUUCCAUGAUUUUAGGUUAAAUCAUUAGUUUUAAUAAAUAAAAUUUUAAUUUUUAGUUUUAAAAUAAUUAGUGAUUAUUUAAUAAAUAUUGUAUUUAUAUUCAUGAUAAUUAUUACCUAAGUUUCAUUGUAAUAAAAAGACAAAUUAUAUUUUCUGAUUAAUUUUUGAAAUUAAUUAAAUAACUUAAAAUGAAAUAAAAAUAUGUUAAAAUUAGAAUUGUUUGGAUAUAUUUUAAUUCACACAAGGUACAGACUAUCAUCUAGUUAUUAUUAUUUUGAACGCAACUGAUUAUUAAUUGAUUGAAAGUAAAAUCAGAAGACGAGGCUGAUAGAAAAUAAACAAUCAGAAGACAAAUGUAAUUAUUUGAUGAUUUGUAUCUCCCCCUCAGUAAUCCUGGUGUAAAGAAAUAAGAAAAAAAAGUCGAUUUCAACCAAAAAAAAGUCGAGUGCAGAUGAAUACGACUAAAGUUAAGAACAAUAUGUUGACAACAAAAAUAGUUAAGAACAAUACAUAUAUCAUCAUUAUCCUUUUUUUUUUUGUAUAGCAUACAACUUUGUUGUAUUUGGUUAUAGAUAAUCUUUACAUAUAUUACAACAACUUCAAAUUUCAGUUAAUAUAAAACAUUUUUUUUUUUAAAACCAAUUCAAAAACAGAAUCUUUAUAGUUUCAGGUUAAAAUAUAUUAAAAUGAUUCGAAAUAUAUUAUUUAAUAUUUAAUUAUUUAUAAUAUAUAUACAUAUAUAUAUAAGUUUAAUUAACCGAUAAGAAAUGAAUAGAAAUGUGAAAAAAAAUAUUUUUAAAUUUGUAACAGUGAUCUUUCAAAAAUCCUAGUUAAAACUAUUUAUUUGAAACAUCUAACCUAUACUAAAAGGAGAAUAUCUAAAGCUCUAAGAGUGUCCACGUAUGCAAAUUAAUUCCAGCCAAUCAAAUCGUUUUAAGAUGCCAUAUCAGCUUUAACACAACCUAACCUAAAGGCUUUCUUCCUUUUUCGUGGCCUUUCCGAUUACUCCAGCCAACUUCACCGUUCAGAGUUUCGCUUACAUCUUCUCCAAUUAAUUUUACACAUUAUUGCCCUUUUCAUAACAGUCGCAUCCUUUCUCCACUUCCCUCUAUCACUCAUAUAAAGAUGGAUGCAGAGUGAAAGCAUUCCACUCAGAUUCUGUGUCAAAAGCAGGUUAGUUCAAAAACUUAAUUAUGGGUUCUAAAGUUAUUAUAACCGAUUUAUUCUGAUUGAGUUUCAUUGUCGUCAUUGCAAAGAGGGGGAUUUUAUUAAAUGGUGAGUUCUUCUGGAUGCUUUCACAUCGCACUUUCCUCCUGUCUCGAUCUUUAUAUGAAAUAAAAUUAUUUCUUUGCAGCCCCAGAUUGUUCUACAACAGAGGAUUUCUACGCCACCAUAGGUAAUCUUGGUUUGGUGAUUUUAAUCCCAACAGCUUUGGUUUAGAUUUGAUAAUCCAUACAUUCACCAAGUCUUUUCAUUGUAGAUUGAUAGUUGUUGUUCAAAUUAGUUGUUGCUUUCAAUUGUUGCCUCAAGAUCUCUGAUCAAGGGCAUCUCUUACCUUUGAUUUCAGAAUGCUUUCCGCAAAUAAAACUCAUCAAGAUCUCUGUUCUGUAUAUUUCAGGUCAUGGGUUUACUGGAAUAGUUAGUUGUCUACACAACAUCCCAGACUAAGAGAUCAGAAAAGAAGGGUUGGUGAAGAAGCUUCAAGUGAAACACGAGAAGAUUCUGAAUCUGAGCGAGUGGAUGAAGGGUAAAAGACACCACCAUCUUUGCAUUCUUCCAUAUAAUUCCGCCGCCUCCUGAUCCUUCUGACGAGGAAGCUGUUGUUGCGUACAAUACUUUGCUCAAUUGGUACGGUUUGAGCAAUGGAGAAUCUGGUUCUGUGUUGGGCAAAUGGAAAGAUAAGGGGGGAUCAGAAGGUGGGGUUGUGGGUAAGAGGAGGAAGAAGCUACGAGUUAGCUUUAGGGAUCAGUUAGGAGGAGAGCUUGCUGAGAUUGUUGGGAUGUCUGAUGGAGCAGACGUGGAGACAGAGCCUGGUCUGAUUGGUGUCAAAGAAGGGAGCUUGCUUUCCUGAGUGUCAUCUUUCUUCUUAUAUUUAUAUAUGCAUCCCACCGUAGUCAAGACAGCAUAUGUAUUUUCAUAUCUCUGACUUUCUUACACGCUUUUAAUUUUGUACAUUCAUAGAUUAACAAAUAAAAUUUACUUUUUAGCAGGAGAGGUAUUCUAAAAGCUAGCUGUGGUAAAUGUGGCUCAUAAGAAGUUUUCGCUAAAGAACUCUCACAGUUGGCAAGUGGUUGACUUCCUCAUAUGCCCAUGAGCUGGCGGCACUGAGCAAUACAGAGGCUGCAUCACAGCACAUGUUCCAUGGCAGGUGCUUCAACACUCCAUGUUCUACAAGUUCUAAGCUCACUAACUUCUGUUAGUGAUGAUAGAAAUAUUUGGAACCGAAUAGAAAGCAGAACACGAGGAACAAAACACUGUGAAAAGACUAAAUGCGGUGUUAGACCCCGUGGCAAGAACAUAGCCAGUGUAUCACAUGACUGAGUUGUAGCUGGAUCAUAUUGCAGCUACAACAACCCAUAUCCAAUGGUGAUCAUGCCGUUGGGGUCUCUCCUUUGUCCCCUCUUUCUCCAGGAACUCAGAGGUUCCUUCCUUUUAUUGUGCUUAUCUUUGUUCUAUGUCAGAAAAUUCAAACUCUGUUAAUGUUACAGCAGGAUCAUGCGAAUGUGAUAGAUGGAGAGUCCGCCAUAGUUCAUCUUCUAAAUCCAGCGUAGCUUCUAUGGAAAAUCGAAGGCUCCUGACAUUUGCAAAGUUUGCGGGGAAGCAUAGGCAAAUUCUGAAUUCAUUUGAUAGGCAAAAUCCAAGAUUACUAGAGAACCUUUCUGAAUCUAAGGCACCAGGUUGAAGGAUUUUGAAAACAAGAGAGGUAAAGGUCCCUGCAUAUAAGUGUUUGCUGAGCUUAUGUAUUGGAAGAUUCAUACAACCAGUUACGUAUGCGCUCCCCACAUGAUCUAAAAGGACGUAUGAAUGUGCAGUUUCAAGUUGAAGAAUGUUGCUUGUGGUCUUUCAAGAUAAUGGUAUAAGUUAGUUUCACAAUUAUAUUUGACAUACGUAAAGAGUUUUAUUCAAAUUGUUUCAAAUCAAAUAUAAUUUAAAAUAUGUUUCCAUUUCUUGACCGAGAACUUAAAAAAUAUAUUUGAUGAACGUAUGUAACUAUUUCUGGAACUAUAAAUUAAUAAAUAAUUUUCUGAUAUUGUAUCUUUGUCGUACCUGAAUAACAUAUGAUAAACAACAUUGAUGUGCGUACUGCUAUUAGAUUACAAUCAUGAAUCAUAUUUGUUCUCCGGAAUAUCAAAUUGUUUAAUUAAAAUAGAAUAUGCUCAAGUGCUGGCUAAAAUAGCUUUUACAUGCCAAAUACGAAUUCAGUUAUAUAUAAUUUUAAUAUUUUGAAACUUGACUGAUAAGCAUUUGAAAACUAUCAAAUGAGUUUUUCAUUCUUUUUCUCAUUUUCAUUUCGUUUUUUUUUUAUUAUUGAGAUACUUUGAUUUUUUAUUAGCAUUGAAAUAUUUUAUGAGAUGUUUACUAAGCUCAUCUUCAAUGGUUCACUCUAUUUUUUCCAUCAAAACAGAGUUGUUCUAUAAUAAAAUUGAAUACUACUCCAAUAAUACUAAGUUUUAGAGUGAAAAAUAAAUUGAUGAAUAAAAAAUAAAUGAAUUAUUUUAUUUAUAGAGUACACCUUUUUAUUUUAUUAUAGAAUAAAAAUUAGAGUAUAAUUGGAGUAUUUUUACUCUAAACUCUAUUUUAAAUAGAAAAUAGAGUGUGCUUAGAGAUGCUCCAAUGUAAAUGUCCUUACUUCUCUCCGAAAUAAAAUUAAAAUUAUUUGUCUGGGGAAAAUGGCUAAAUCAGAAAAAACAAAAAACAACUCAUGUUCCUAUUUUUUAAGAAACUGUUUGAUGUUUGUUAUUGUCUAUAUAAAUGGUGAAAUAUUAUGAGUACUGUACAGUCAGCAGGUGAUCUAAUUAAUGAAUAAAACAGUAAAAUCCUCAAAAUAAACACAAUCAAACAAAUGUGAUUAACUACUAUGCUUAUGUUUAGUUGCUUUCAAUCACGUUGGGUUUGAAAAAAUCAUAAUAAUGGAGAUAGUAAAAGUUCUAUGCAAUGAUUUUAAUUCCGAAUCAAACAUUGAACUGGACUAUUAUUUGGAUUACGGGAUCAACGAUUCGACCGGAUGCGUCAAUAGUGUAAUUACUUUUACCAUAUAAUUAUACAUAACUAUGAAAAAUAUAGUAAAAUAUUUAAAAUUUAUCUUUAUUCACAUACUAAAUAUCAAAAGAAAAAUUAAAAACUAUGGAAAUGUCUUUGUAACAAGUUGGGAAUUAGAACAUAUAAUAAAAAUAUAACAAAAUCAAUAUUAAAAAUAUUUAAAUUUAUAAUGUGAAUACAAAAAAAAAUUAAUAAAAAGUGAUCUAGAAGCAAAUAUGAAAAUUGUAAUACUGUAUAUAACAAAAAGUUAAUAACAAAUCACAUUGUUUAGUUUUGGUUAUAUUCAUCUUUAUUCACUUCAUUUUUAGAUGCAUAGUGAAAUUUUCAUCAAAAUUUACAGAAUCACAAAUCAAAUAAAUUAGGGAAUAGUAUACAUGAUUAAAAUAAAAUAUAAAAAUCAGUUAAUUUAAAAAAAAAACUAAAAAAGUCACUCAUCGGUUUAACACGUAGUCGAAUCUUAGGUUUUAGCGAAUUUCUGCAUGUUUUAGCGGGUUUUUUUUACAACAAUAAACUAAACUAUAAAACUUGCUCUAUCGGUUCAGAAAACCAAACUGGAAAAAAUCCCAAGCCAAAUUACAUAUCAUCACCGUAUUUACCGGUUCGAUCGUGAAUCCGAAUUGGGUUAUAAUAACAUAUAGUGUGUUUGUAAAGCAAUAAUAAAAAGGUUUUUUUUUUACCAUUUGUAUUAACAUUAAAAAUUGUCUCAAUUCUGUAUAAAACAUUUUUUCUCCACAUUUAGCUAACUUUUUUGUUUACCAAAUUAUCUUUUUAAUUUAAUGUUUCAUUACCUUUCACGUCACUAGAGAUGUCCUUCAUGUGUGUUGAUAUUUCAAAGUUAAAUAUAGUUAAAACUGUUUUAGGCCAAUAACAAAGAGACCAUUAAUACUAUCUACAUACAAAGAAAUUUUUUUAAAAAUUAAAAUAUUUAUUAGAAUAAUCCGCGCGAAGCGCGGACAAAAGCUCUAGUUAGUGUAAAACAUCAAAACAAAACUAACUACAGUACAUAAGUAAUAAAAUAAACGUGUUGUUUUAUUGUGAAUAAGUGAUAUUAUUUUUCGUUCAAAAGAAUAUAGUUUUAUAUUUUCAGUGUGAUUUUACAUAUAUAAUCUUUAUUUUAUCCUUUUAAAUAAUCAAUAAUUUUACUUAAUUUAUUAUUAUUUAAUUAAUCAUAUAUUAAAUUAUAACAUAUUAAUAUAUUUUUAAUAUAACAAAAUAUAUGUGUUUUCAAAUACUCUUUUAUAGGUAUCUCACCAAAAUUUGAAAGAAAUAAUUAUAAGAAAAAUGAAUGAGUACCUCAAAUAUUGAGAAUUCUAACCAAAAAUAUUUUAUUGAAGUAUAUUUAUGAACAUUUGAGUACUUAUUUAUCUUUAUAUUAUUACUUUUUUGUGUAAAGUACUUACAUUAGAAAAACUUUCAAUGAAGUUGCUAUGAGGAAAUAUAUUACUUCCUCCCUUCUAGCUAGUAAUUUAUGUUUUUGUUAAUUAGGAGGUGUUUAAGUUUUCGGCUCAAAUAACUUUUAGAUUGAAAAUAUGUUUUUUUUUUAAAUGCUGAGACAUUGUAUAAACUCUCCUCUUAUCGAGUUUCAACCAAUGCUUAUGCUUAAACCACCUGACCUAGCGUGUCCGAUUGUAAUCUGUUUUCGAAUCUGAAUGAUUCGGUAACUAAUUUAUUACCCCAAACACGUAAAAUAAACGUGCUGUCAAAUAUAUUACUAUUAUUAUUACUACAAAAUAUGCCCGUGUGGGUUAAUAGAUUAAUUAACGAUUAAUUAACGGUACGAAAAAGACAGAGAAGUUAAAUAAAGGCAAAUCAAAAUCAAACGGUCACACACAAAGAUUCGUGUCUCUCUCUCAAAAACUCUUUUCCCUUCUUCGGACAAAUCCAUCUUCUUCCUUACUGUCUCUUUCUUUUUUGUAACUUAGGCUUACUGUCUCUUUCUUCGCAUAGUUCAAUAAAAAAACCUUUGAUCCUUCCUUCACAUAAAUAAUUAAAUAAAUAAAUAUAAUUGUACUUUUUCUCUUUUUCUCUCUGUUCUGGUCUCUUCACCAAUCACCAUAGAAAUACUUCACAUGGUCUUUAUGUCUACCAUCGCUGCUUCUUCUUCGGAGUGUGUUUGUUCCAGUUUCGAAGGAACCUAGUCAAGACGAACCAACCCACGAUCUAAAAAUGAGAUCUUUCACUUUCCACUGCUUAUUCAACUUCUCUGUGUGCUUUUAAAAACUUGUUCUUUUGAUGGUUUUGUGGUUUGACUACGUAAGCUGUUUGUUGAAAUGCCUAAGAGAGAGAAAGAGAGGAGAGGACUAGAUUCAAUGGGUUUUGGAUUGAGUUUGUUUUUUAGCUCUUUUGAUUUAUUUCUAAACUCAUUUUCUGGAACUCUGUGAUUGCCUAUUUUAUAAAAUUCUUUUCUUUAUUAUUUUAUUUCUAAAUUUGUGUUGUGUGUAUAUAAAAGCCAUUGCAGGUUUGAUUGGUUGGAAGCAAAACUGGCAGGUGAGGAUUGAACAAACGUUCAAGGAGAAAACUUGAUGGAUUACUUGUCUGAAGAGGAAGAUUUGCAGUUCUUUGAUGCCAAGGAAGAAGAGAUGAUGAUGGCAUCGAAUCCAAGUGGUUUUGAUGUAUGGAGUGAUUCACCUGGAAGUGUUGUGGAGCGGCGGAGGAAGUUCUUGCAGUGGAUGGGAGUCCAAGAAGAUCUUUCUCAACCUAUCAAGUUUGAGUCUGAUGGAGCUUCAGAGAAUUGUGUUGAAGCUGAGCAGAGUUCUGGAGGAUUCAGCUCUUCUUCUAGUCAGGUCUCUUCCUCUGAGGAAUUAUCUCUGAGAGUGGACAAAAGUUUUGGUGGAUGCGAUGUAACGAGAAGGGAAAGCUCUUCAAUGGCAUCAUCUUCUGGUUCCAGGUGUUGCCCAUUGAAGGAAACAGAGAAGCAGCGGAAUAUCAAGAAGGGAUGGUUCACCAGGCUGCGCUCUUUUGGAUGUUCCGCGGAUUAUACAAAGAUCAGAGCUUCUUCUUCAUCUAACUAUGGCGAUGUGAUCUCAAGAGUUAAGGUCAAGCAUUGUAAGAAACAGACCAAAGAGCUUUCAGCUCUUUAUCAGAGCCAAGACAUUAAAGCUCACAACGGUUACAUCUCGGCUAUGAAAUUUAGCAGCGAUGGGAAGUAUCUCGCAAGCUCUGGUGAAGAUGGGAUUGUGCGCGUUUGGAAAGUCAUUGAGGAUAAGAGAUCUAGACCACCAAGGGAUUGCCUUAACCCUUCUUGUAUCUACUUCGAGGUAAACGAUCAUUCCCAGUUGAAACCUGUUUUGUUAGAUGAAGAGAAACCAAACAAGACGACAGAAAGCUUCAAGAAAACAUCAGAUUCAGCCUGUGUCGUCUUCCCUCCUAAAGCUUUCCGGAUAAUGGAGAAGCCUUUACAUGAGUUCCGCGGCCACACUGGUGAAGUCUUGGACAUCUCAUGGUCAAUGGAUAACUGUCUUCUCUCAGCGUCAAUGGAUAAAACUGUUCGUCUAUGGCAAGUUGGUAGCAACGAUUGUCUUGGAGUUUUCACUCACAAUAGUUAUGUGACGUCUGUUCAGUUCAACCCGGUUAAUGAGAACUACUUCAUGAGUGGUUCAGUUGAUGGGAAAGUUCGAAUAUGGGACAUUUCUGGUUGCAGUGUUGUUGAUUGGGUUGAUCUCAAAGACAUUAUAUCCGCAGUGUGUUAUCGUCCGGAUGGAAAGGGAGGAAUCAUUGGUUCUCUGAGUGGAAGCUGCAGAUUCUUUAACAUGUCUGGAGACUAUUUAGAAUUGGACUCUCAGAUACAUUUGCUUAGCAAAAAGAAGUCUUCUAAUAAACGUAUAACUGGUUUUCAGUUUUUACCACAAGAUCAGAGCAAAGUCCUGGUUGUUUCUGCAGAUUCCAAAGUCAGAAUUCUCCAAGGCAACGAUGUUGUCAGAAAAUACAAAGGUGUUUGCAAGACGAGAAGCCUCACAUCAGCGUCUCUUACGUCUGAUGGAAAGCACAUUGUGUCAGCUUGUGAGGACUCCAAUGUAUAUAUAUGGAGCAAUGGAGAUGAAUCAGAUUCUUCUUCUUCUUCUCAAACCAAAAAGAUUCGAUCCUUUGAACGUUUCUCCACCAAUGCAUCAGUUGCAGCAACCUGGUGUGGAUUCUCAGACCACAACGCAACUCUCCCGUUUUCUUCACCCUCUUGCUUAUCUAUCAAUGAAGGAUUUGUCCCUGGAUCAAUCCCCAAAGGAAGCGCGACGUGGCCAGAGGAAAACUUACCUGCAAAUCCUCUUUCCUCGUCCACAAUGAGUGCAUCUCACUACAAGUUUCUCAAGUCCUCGUACCAGAGAGCAACGAAUAGCUCUCUAGCUUGGGGUAUGGUCAUUGUCACAGGUGGUUGGGACGGACGGAUCAGAACAUUUCAGAACUACGGCUUGCCUGUGAAUACAGCUUGAGAAAACAAAACCAGAUGCCAUUGUUCCUUAUGCACAUGGUUCUGGCAGGUUUUUGGGGGCUAUGGUAGGUCCGAAAGAAACCUAGAUCCACUUUCUCAGACUUAUGCUGUUGCUCAAUAGUAAAGAAAGAGAUUCAAAAGCAAGUCCCUCCAGAUUAUGAUCCUGUAGAAGAUCUUUCAAGAAGGGGUCAGUGGGAGAUUUUUCCAUCGGUUGAUAUAGACACAUGAGAUGACAAGGAACAUAUGUUUCUUUUUCUUUGGCAGUAAGUGGCGGUUGGAGAUGGUUUCAAAGAGUACGGUUCUGUCACACGAUUGUGGGGUCCAAAGUAAUCAUGGUAAAGGAGUGGUUGAAGGUGAAAGAUGUUGAUGUUACUUCCACAGAAAAUAUCCUCCUCCAUGGAAGAGAUAUCUCCUUGAUAUCCUUUUGAUAUGAAACUUCUAACUGUAGUUAAGGUUUUGUUUGUUACCCAUUUGUUGAUUCAGUGUAUUUAAUUCUUGUGAGUAGUUGAGUUUAUUUUAGCUUAUUACAGAUUUGAUUAGAGAAGAAUUAAUUGAUUGUUAGCUCCCUCCACCUCGAGAGGCUCAGGUUUUUAUAUUUGUAAAUGAUUGUAUACACACAACUUCUUUAAAAAGUUAAUAUGAUUUCAACUUUUACCGAUUCAGAUAUUUUCCAAAAUGUUCACUACCUAGAUAUAUGGUCUUAGUAAUAUAAAUAAUUGAAGAAUUAUAUAAGUAUACAAACUAAAAUAAUUUACAGAAUUAUACGUCUACUGUAAUUUUGAUAAUCAAAGCUCAGUUGAUUUAUUUGCAUUAAAAAUUGUGAUGUUGUAUAGUUACAUAACAGUAAAGGCUUGAAUAGUAUGUAAACAAUGUGAAAGUUUGGAAGAGGAGUCCACAACUCCAAGUCAGUUGGAAAAUCACCAUCUUAUGGACCCUUCAAACUGUAAGUAUAA
Brassica rapa (field mustard) is the source of this 14293-nucleotide messenger RNA. Its product is annotated as WD repeat-containing protein 44. Lineage: Eukaryota; Viridiplantae; Streptophyta; Magnoliopsida; Brassicales; Brassicaceae. The record is from RefSeq and is a predicted model, not a curated record. Gene Ontology annotation, molecular function: protein binding.